AUGUCGGUGUAAAAAUAUAUAAUCGGCCUGACUAUUUUGGUCCUAUUAACCGUCAACUCGACUAUACUCGCUAAUGGAGCUUUUGAUACCUAUGCUGCGGCCAAUAAGUCGCACAAUUUGACGGUUGGCUCCAGGAUGCCCGGCGAUAGGGUCGUCCUCAAAGAGAACGUCGUCAAGGGCUCUACCUAGACGAAAAUUGUGACUGUUGAGAAGACCUUCAAUGUCUCAAAGUACGAAAGUAUCACUAUGGUUCAAGCAUUGGACCAGAAGACGGAUGGAAAAGGCGCGUUCGCUAGUAUUCUGAAUGGUGGACCUGGACACAACAACGUCACCAUAAGGUUCAAGAGCCAGAGGGGUCAUGGCAUUAACUUCAUCGUUCAGUUGUGUGCACGACCUUAAUCAACCACAGUGGAAGCAGCUACUCCUAUUGGUGUGACGAUUUCUGGAUGCAAUUGGGAUGGAGAUGUAAAAUAAUCUUAGAAGUCAAAAUCAAUCCAGUAUACCCUGAGCUAUUAAUUCUUGCAAUACUGUCACCCCAUUGUCGCUAAAGCCAUGUC
Molecule: messenger RNA, 557 nt
Organism: Wasmannia auropunctata (little fire ant)
Lineage: Eukaryota; Metazoa; Arthropoda; Insecta; Hymenoptera; Formicidae
Product: probable salivary secreted peptide
Exons: 1
Source: RefSeq, a predicted model, not a curated record